Messenger RNA from Alnus glutinosa, 1314 nucleotides. Its product is annotated as protein BRASSINAZOLE-RESISTANT 1-like. Gene Ontology annotation, molecular function: DNA-binding transcription factor activity. The transcript has 2 exons. The record is from RefSeq and is a predicted model, not a curated record. The coding region runs from base 154 to 1086 and encodes 310 amino acids. Lineage: Eukaryota; Viridiplantae; Streptophyta; Magnoliopsida; Fagales; Betulaceae. Gene Ontology annotation, biological process: brassinosteroid mediated signaling pathway; DNA-templated transcription.
GAGAUUCUUCUAUACGUCCAGCGUAGAAAGGCAAGCGUAUUCCUCGUGAGCAACUGGGUUUAAAUCUCCUGCGACGCACCACAAACAGAGAUUUAGAAAGACGCAGAGGGAGGAGGGGACAGAGUCACAGUGGCCCAGUGGGGUUGCCGGAGAAUGACGUCAGAAGGGGCGACGUCAGCGACGGUGACGAGGAGGAAGCCGUCGUGGAGGGAGAGGGAGAACAACCGGAGGCGAGAGAGGAGGAGGAGGGCCAUUGCGGCGAAGAUAUACUCGGGGCUGAGAGCUCAGGGGAACUACAACUUGCCCAAACACUGCGACAACAACGAGGUCUUGAAGGCUCUCUGCAACGAGGCUGGCUGGACCGUCGAAGAGGACGGCACCACCUUUCGCAAGGGAUGCAAGCCGCCCCCAAAUGAUAUGGCAGGCACUUCCACCAGAAUCACCCCAUACUCUUCUCAGAAUCCCAGUCCUCUAUCUUCCUCCUUUCCAAGCCCAAUUCCAUCUUACCAAGCCAGUCCCUCCUCCUCUUCCUUCCCCAGCCCGUCGCGCAACGAUGCCAACAAUUCAUCUAUUCUUUUUCCCUUUCUCCACAAUGCCAUUCCUUCGUCUCUCCCUCCUCUUCGGAUCUCUAAUAGCGCCCCUGUAACCCCUCCUCUAUCAUCACCAACUUCAAGAAAUGCUAAGCCAAUCCCCAAUUGGGAGUCCAUUGCCAAACAAUCCAUGGCAUCCUUUAAUUACCCAUUUGGUGCUAUUUCUGCCCCGGCAAGCCCAACUCAUCGUCAGCUUCAUACUCCGGCUACUAUACCCGAAUGCGAUGAGUCUGACUCAUCCACCAUUGAUUCUUGCCAAUGGAUUAACUUCCAAGCAUUUACGUUCUCUACGGCGGCAAUGACAACCUCUCCGACCUUUAACAUUGUGAAACCCCUUGCUCAGCAAAUUAUACCCAAUGUAGCUAAUGAGAGGGGGAGAGGUACUGAGUUCAACUUUGGAGGUGGGCAGGUUAAGCCAUGGGUUGGAGAGAGGAUUCAUGAGGUAGGAUUGGGUGAUCUGGAGCUCACACUUGGAAGUGGGAAGGCUAAGAUUUAGUGUACUAGUGGAAUGCUUAGACUGGGUUAUGGAAAGGCAGAAGAAUAGAGAUCACUCUGCUGGUUCAUGGUUCACUCAGCUUGGUAUUAUUAUUCAACUGCAUUUUGCAGUGGUGACUCAAUUCUUUUCACUGUGAAUUGCACAUCUUUGAACCAAACUUGUCGUGUGGGAUUAUCAUUCCAGGUUUGAGUCAUUCCUUCAUAUAUAGUGAUAAAAACUUAAUAUGUU